UGGUCCGCGGCCGGCCUGGCCACGUCACCGCCCGGCCGAGAGCGCGCUGGCUGAGCGCUGGCACCUGGCGGAGCUCGGAGCUCGGAGCUCGGAGGCGCGGACGGGGGGCCGCGCGACCCACAGUCUGGGCCGGGGACGUGGCAGCCGCGUCGCCCGCCAGAAAGUUUCCCAGGAGUUGGCUGCGCCCGGGAGCGGGGCCGGCGGGCUGGACCAUGAACGUGUUCCGUAUCCUCGGCGACCUGAGCCACCUCCUGGCCAUGAUCUUGCUGCUGGGGAAGAUCUGGAGGUCGAAGUGCUGCGCAGGCAUCUCUGGGAAGAGCCAGAUCCUUUUCGCCCUCGUCUUCACCACCAGGUACCUGGACCUGUUCACCAACUUCAUCUCCAUCUACAACACGGUCAUGAAGGUGGUUUUUCUUCUCUGCGCCUAUGUCACAGUGUACAUGAUCUAUGGGAAAUUUCGGAAAACCUUCGACAGUGAGAAUGACACAUUCCGCCUGGAGUUUCUUCUGGUCCCAGUCAUUGGCCUCUCCUUCCUUGAGAACUACAGUUUCACUCCCCUGGAGAUCCUCUGGACUUUCUCUAUCUACCUGGAGUCAGUGGCCAUCCUGCCCCAGCUUUUCAUGAUCAGCAAGACGGGAGAGGCCGAGACCAUCACUACUCACUACCUGUUCUUCCUUGGGCUAUACCGGGCACUCUACCUAGCUAACUGGAUCAGGCGGUACCAGACUGAGAAUUUCUAUGACCAAAUUGCAGUAGUGUCUGGGGUGGUACAAACCAUUUUCUACUGCGACUUCUUCUACUUAUACGUGACCAAAGUCCUUAAAGGAAAGAAGUUAAGUCUUCCGAUGCCAAUUUGAGACCCCUAGGAACAAGGACACAAACCCAACUAUUUGAGAUGUUCUACUGAGCGACUCAUACCAAUGUUAAUGCCAGAAAAAUGCUCAGUGUGGAUGGAUUUCAGCAAAGCACUGACCAUUCCACCUACAAGACCUCAGCACCACCUCCCCUUAGAGAAGCAACAAAAGACCUGCGCGAAGCACACAAGUGUGGUGCCACACGUUAACAAGAAUAUCAAAAACCCUUGAGGCUCACACGGAAAGCUGUCCCUCUGAAUGCAAAGCAAGCCACAAACUUACAAGCUUUGGCAAGACUGAACUAGUUUCAUACCCAGUGUUUAAUCCAAGUAACAAUCCUAGGAGGGUGCCACUAGCACAACCAUUUACUGAGGAGGAAUCGGAUGCCCAGGGCUUUACCUGCUGGGCAUUGCUUUGUUAACUCAAAUUUCUGCACUGCCACCAAUCCACCCCACCUUCUUCACAUUUUUAGGUGCUAAAGCAAUUUCCAACACUCCCAAUCCUGGUUUUGAAGCAAAUAAAACCUCUUAAGGAGUAAGUACUAACUGCCAUUGAACUAGUCAGAAUUUUUGAGUAAUAAAAAGUUCACACCUUAUUGUCAACAGUGUUUAUUUAUACCUACAAAAGAAAACAAGAUGGUAUCAAAAGGACAAUUUACAAACUAAGAAUAACAACAUAGCUCUUAGCAUCCUGUGCCUGAACAUCACACAUCUACAAAUCUUUCAAGUCUUAACGCAACAGGAAUGUGUUCAGAGACCAGCAAGGACAUGAAUAGAAAGCACUGAUCCCAAGCAAAAGCCACCAACCUUUUAGAUGAGAGAACUCCACACAUGAAUUGUUGGGGAGGGAUUGGGGCGAAACAGCCCCAUAGUUUAACAUUGAAAUCCUUUUUCUUAAAUGAGUUUGAACUAUGACCACAAAACCUAGCAGCCCAUGAGAUCUCUUCUGCUUAUGUUCUGAAAGAGGCAGAACCUCAAUUCUGAGCAACCGACACGGAGGCAGUUAGUUACUCUAGAGCGCUAGGAAAAGCUGCUAGAUUCCAGCUGUGCUCAGGCUACAACAGCUGUUGAGGUUUGGAACACGCUGUUAUUUCGACUAUGUAACAUCCCUGGUGGAAAAAAAGAGAGCAGAGACCUCUCCCAAAAAGAGUCACUUUUAAGACCUGCAAGAGUGUAACAGUCCCUCUGGUGGCACCUGUUUAAAAAAAAAAACAACAAACAAUUUUGCAUGUAAAAAUGUCUACAAUGAACUGGUGGUCACUGCUUAAAAAUUUUUUUGAGAGGAAGAACACUUUGGUUUAAAGCACAAAGCAGUUCUGCCGUAUUUUCCUGUGCCUACUGUCCUCCCUCCUUCGGCCUCAACUUCUGUAAGGGGUGGGGGUGUGGAAAGAGAGUUCAGGAAGAAAGGGGGGAGGGGCAGAGAGAUGUCAAUUUUCAGAUGCAUGUAUUUCAACUCAUGCUGACAACCUACCUGUACGCUGCAUAUUCAACCAAACUUUCAGAACCCCUCAGAAACAAUCCCUUCUCUCUCCCUGAAGAAUUUCAAAAGGAAAACAAAAACAAAAAACCUCAAGUAUUUAGAUAUUGGGAUCUUACGAACCAGCCAGCACUCUCAGGCCUUAGCCAAAGAAUGCAGUGGAGCCUUCCCCCUUUAACUGCACUGAGAAUGAAUACUAAUGUAAUGACAGCAUUAAACACUGCCUCACACUAGGUAUGGAAGAGGUUUCUGCGGCUGUCCGAUCUCCCUGUCCUGUUGUAGCAAACACAAGAGCAGAAAAUUCUUCCCAGAUCUGUUAUAGAAAGUCUGAGCAAAACAGUCAAUGUUAUUACUACACAUGGGACAGACUCACCUACCUUCAGAUGCAGGAAAAGUACAAGGACAGUUUUAGUCCUCUAACUUUUCCUAAGCACUACCUACCUGUAAAAAGCUGAGUGCAAAAGGAUGCCGAGGGAAGUUUGCAUCCAAAAGCUGUUACAAAGCACUGCAGAGAACAGAGUAUGAAGAGAAUAAGAGUUCCUUCUUAACAAACCCUCAAAAUUCUUUAUUCAAGAUAACUUGGCCAAAGGGCUGGGUAGCUGGCUAAGAGCUGCUUUUCUUCUAGCUCUACAGAAUUUAAAAAGAAAAUUUGCCCACUGAGUAUACUGUUUAUAAUUAAAGGUGGUUUUUACACUGUAAGUGAAUGCAUACUUAACUGGUUAAUGAAGUACAUUUCCAGUGAGCACUUAUAUUCACUCUGCUCACAGCAGCUGUCUGGUUAAAAAGUGAGUUUCACUGAUGGUCCCUGUUUAUACGAGGAAGAAAAACAGGCAGGUUCCACCCAGAUGCUGAGAUGCCACAUUUAACCACUGCAAUAAACACUGGGGGGGUUUUAAUUUAAAAGAUACACUUAAAAUACUCAGACUUGGCAAUUUAAUUUCUAACCUGACACUAAAAUGGUUAUUUUUCAGUCACUGGGAAGGGGGAGGGCAGAGUACAAGGGAGACAAAACCAAUUAAGAAUUUUUUAAAGCUGUGAAUGCACUUAAAAAAUAAAAAUAAAAAAAGA
Artibeus jamaicensis (Jamaican fruit-eating bat) is the source of this 3398-nucleotide messenger RNA. It is a transcript of the gene KDELR3, whose product is annotated as KDEL endoplasmic reticulum protein retention receptor 3. Gene Ontology annotation, molecular function: ER lumen protein retrieval receptor activity. Gene Ontology annotation, biological process: endoplasmic reticulum to Golgi vesicle-mediated transport; protein retention in ER lumen. The record is from RefSeq and is a predicted model, not a curated record. The coding region runs from base 213 to 857 and encodes 214 amino acids. Lineage: Eukaryota; Metazoa; Chordata; Mammalia; Chiroptera; Phyllostomidae. The transcript is spliced from 5 exons. Gene Ontology annotation, cellular component: cis-Golgi network; membrane; endoplasmic reticulum.